AUGCAUCUCGGGAUGGCAUUCUAUUGCAUCAAUCAAGUGGAGGCAGAGGAGGUGCCGGGCCUCUUUUUUGAGAACUCUCAAAAACCAGCUCGGGAUGGCAUUCUACCAAUCAAGUGGCGGCAGAGGAGUCGACUCAAAAGUCACCAAGUGGAGGCAGAGGAGGUGCCGGGCCUCUUUAAGACGUACUACGUGCCGGCUGUACCCUGUUUCCUCCUUGUCCCUCCCCUUUGUCGUCCUUCCCCUUUGUCCUUCCCCUUUGUCCCUCCCCUUUGUCGUCCUUCCCCUUUGUCCUUCCCCUUUGUCCCUCCCCUUUGUCGUCCUUCCCCUUUGUCCCUCCCCUUUGUCCCUCCCCUUUGUCCUUCCCCUUUGUCCUUCCCCUUUGUCCCUCCCCUUUGUCGUCCUUCCCCUUUGUCCCUCCCCUUUGUCCCUCCCCUUUGUCCUUCCCCUUUGUCCUUCCCCUUUGUCCCUCCCCUUUGUCCCUCCCCUUUGUCCCUCCCCUUUGUCCUUCCCCUUUGUCCUUCCCCUUUGUCCUUCCCCUUUGUCCCGCCCCUUUGUCCUUCCCGUUUGUCCUUCCCAUUUGUCCUUCCCCUUUGUUCUUCCCCGUUGUGCUUCCCCUUUGUCCUUCCCGCCUACCUUCUCCCCCUCAUCCUCCUCACCCUUCUCCCUCCGCCUCUCCCCCCCUAUGCACAGGUGGAGGCAGAGGAGGUGCCGGAGCUCUCUGAGACAUACUCAGUAGAGGCAGAGGAGGUGCCGGAGCUCUCUGAGAAGCACUCAGUAUCGGCUGUGGAGGCAGAGGAGGUGGAGGCAGAGGAGGUACCGGAGGUGGAGGCAGAGGAGGUACCGGAGGUCUCAGAGAAGUACUCAGUAUCGGCCGUGCCCUUCUUCGUCUUCCUCAAGGAUGGCAAGGCGGUGGACACACUGGAGGGCGCCAACCCCCCCGAGCUAGCCCACAGCCACAGGGAUGGCAAGGUGGUGGACAGGCUUGAUGGCAAGGUGGUGGAUAAACUCGAAGGCGCCAACCCCCCCAAGCUAGCACACAAGGAUGGCAAGGUGGUGGACAGGCUUGAAGGCGCCAACCCCCCCGAGCUAGCACACAAGGAUGGCAAGGUGGUGGACAGGCUAGAGGGAGCCAACCCCCCCGAGCUAGCACACAAGGUCGCACUGCACAUCGCUGCACCCUCCUCUGCCACCAACUUCAGUGCGGGCGGCUCUGCUGCUGCUGAAGUCAUCGAAUCCGUUCUCCACUCCGCUCGCACCGCCGCCUACCCUGCUGCUGCUCCUCCUGCUGCCUCUCCUGCUGCUGCGGUUGCUCAGCCGGAGCAACCCUCCCGAAUGAUCGCCCCGCCCGCAGGUUCGGACAAGCCGAAGCUGUCCCCGGACCUGAAGGCUCGGAUCGAGGCUCUCCUGGCCUCCCACCCAGUGCUACUGUUCAUGAAAGGCACCCCCAGCGCCCCCAGAUGCGGAUUCUCCUCUAAGGUUGUAUCUGUGCUGGAAAAGGACUUAGGCUCUGCGGCGGCCGGUGCGUAUGGGUCGUUUGAUAUUCUGCAAGAUGAGGAGGUUCGGCAGGGUUUGAAGGUGUAUAGCGACUGGCCGACUUUCCCGCAGUUGUAUUGCAAGGGGGAGCUGGUUGGGGGGUGUGAUAUUGUGCUGCAGAUGCACGAGAGUGGGGAGUUGAAAGAGGUGUUUGCAGAGAAAGGGGUGCUGGGAGGGGCGGGGAAGGGAGAUGCACCAGGAGCAGUGACGGCAGCAGCAGCAGCGGCGGAUGGGCAGGUUGAUGGGGCGAAGGGGUUGCAAGAGCGGCUGAAGGCACUCCUCUCGUCUUCGCCUACCAUGCUGUUCAUGAAGGGAACACCGGAGGAGCCGCGGUGUGGGUUCAGCCGCAAGGUGGUUGAUGCACUCCAGUCAGACAUGGACUCAUCGCAUGUUUCCUUCCUUCUUCCCCAUGGCUUGUCCUCACGGCCUUGCCUUGCUUUCCCAGGGCACACCGGAGUAGCCGCAGUGUGGGUUCAGCCGCAAGGGAACACCGCAGGAGCCGCGGUGUGGGUUCAGCCGCAAGGUGGUGGAUGCAGUCAAGUCAGACAUGGACUCAUCGCAUGUUUCCCCCCCUCUUCCCCCCUUCUUCCCCCCCUCUUCCCCCCUUCUUCCCCCCCUCUUCCCCCCCUCUUCCCCAUGGCUUGUCCUCACGGCCUUGCCUUGCUUUCCCAGGGCACACCUGAGGAGCCGCGGUGUGGGUUCAGCCGCAAGGUGGUGGAUGCACUCACGUCAGAAGGUAUUUCCUUUGGCAGUUUUGACAUUCUCACGGAUGAAGCAGUGAGGCAGGGGCUGAAGGAGCUCUCCAAUUGGCCCACGUACCCCCAGGUGUACCACAAGGGCGAGCUGAUUGGUGGAUGCGAUAUUGUGCUUGAAAUGAAGGCUAAUGGGGAGCUUAAAGCCGAGCUUGGAGGGUGA
This is a messenger RNA of Closterium sp. NIES-65, 2448 nucleotides long. Lineage: Eukaryota; Viridiplantae; Streptophyta; Zygnematophyceae; Desmidiales; Closteriaceae. The record is from the annotation of a GenBank genome assembly.